Molecule: messenger RNA, 459 nt
Organism: Priapulus caudatus
Lineage: Eukaryota; Metazoa; Priapulida; Priapulimorpha; Priapulimorphida; Priapulidae
Product: solute carrier family 23 member 2-like
Exons: 4
Coding region: 46-459 (137 amino acids)
Biological process (GO): transmembrane transport
Cellular component (GO): membrane
Molecular function (GO): transmembrane transporter activity
Source: RefSeq, a predicted model, not a curated record
AUCCAGGGAGCUUCUUUUUCAUUUCUGCCACCUGUUGUCGCGUUAAUGCAGCUUCCCGAAUGGAAAUGCCCAGAUAACGUGACCGCAUAUACGUUGGAGACGGGUGUCGACCCUGCAGAAGAGAGGCUACGAGAAGUGGGUGGCGCGUUAAUGCUCGCCUCCGUCGUGCAGAUGCUUAUCAGCAUCUUCGGCGUGGUUGGCUUCAUGAUGCGUUUCAUCGGACCGCUGACUCUCACACCUGCCGUCUCACUAGUCGCCAUCAACCUGUACGGCGUUAUAAACAGCAUGUGUGAAAAGCACUGGGGCGUCGCCUUGUUCGCGAUGGUGGCGACCCUCAUCUCAUCGCUGUAUGUCGGUAAUAAGGUGAUGCUACCCAUACCGGACUGGAACAAGCGCGAGGGCUGGGUCUUCCAUCGCUUACCCGUCUUCACAGUAUUUCCUGUAAGAAUGAUAGGCUAA